Paramuricea clavata is the source of this 3204-nucleotide messenger RNA. NCBI's taxonomy places the organism in Eukaryota, Metazoa, Cnidaria, Anthozoa, Malacalcyonacea, Plexauridae. The record is from the annotation of a GenBank genome assembly.
AUGUUUGUCAAGUACCAAUUCUCUAUUAUGCUACCAGUUCUACAAUCGACACUUACAACACCAAGGCCGGUGAUCUUUCAUCAAACUUUUUCUUGAGAUCUCCUGAUGCUCAACUGGUCUUCGACAAACAUAAUCGUCAAAUAUUAAUGUAUGCAUCAGGCACAACUUUUUCCAGAGUAACUUUGGAUGGCUCAAAUAUAACAACCUUGGCGACAGAUGAAGACCAUAUUCGACGGUUUACAUAUGAUGGUCGUCGUAAUGUUAUAUAUUAUCUUCAUGAUGCAAGUGAAGCUAUUCAUAUGUUAAAUCUGACAAGUAUGCAGGAUAAUGAAAUUGGUGCUUUGGCUCAUAUUUCCAACAUUAAAGAUCUUGACAUUGAUGUAUUGAAUGAGUAAGGCGAGAUUUUUUUAUUUAUUGGUUUACGGAUUUGACUUUAAAAAAUAAGAGGUCGGUAGGUCGGAAAAAAAUUAAAAAAAAACAAACUGAGUAUAAAUGAGAACCAAAAUUAAUAAUCUGUAUAAAAUGUUUUAACGUCAAUUUAAAAAAAGAAACAAGACGCCGACUCGGCGUUAACCUCGGGUAGUAGGGCUGCUAAGACAAAAAAUCGUUCAAAUUGUGAUCACAUUCUGAAACUUGGCACAGAUACUCAUUAGGAUAUGGGGAAUAUGGAAUGGAAGGACUGCCCAAAAUUUGAGCAGGGGAAAGUGCCUAUUUCGGCCUUCAAAAUGGCCGACAUUCUGUAUGCACCUUGAGGAAAAUUAUCUCACUUAAUCAUCACAUCUGUGAACAAAUGAACAAGCCUAGUACACAUGCAUGCAAGAGAAGGCUUAAAAAAGUUUUUCCACAAUAUUAUAUGUUGCACUGUCAUGAAAUUAAGGAUAUUUCAGAAAAACAGUAGUGCGCAUGCGCAGUCACAUCUCCCUGAAAUUCGAAUGUUUUAUUGCUUUUCCUGGAUAUAUUUUGCUAUCUGUUAAUGCAUGCUGUUUGUUUUGGCAGCAACAAAGAUAAUAUUUUAGCAACUUACACAUACCUUAACUGUGAUAACAUUUGAAAUAUUGAAAUGUUACGGUAGCUCUUGCUAUCAAAAACACACCUUCGCCUUGUGUGUUCUUUUUGGUGAAAAAUAAAUCACGGCAACGCUCACAAACGUAUGGGGACUUUGCCCACAAUUAUAAGGGAAUUGAAGUUCAAAUGUGAACGAUGCGAAAUUGAAAUUCUUUACGUCUGUCUGCGAGGUCCACAUACGUUACUUUUUAACCAAGCACGGGUGUUUUGGCAUUAUCUAAUAUUUCGCUUGACAAACACACAGCUCCAUACACUCUCUUUGCAUUUACAUCUACCAACCACAGAACAAAUCAGCUCUUCACUAGUCACUUAGGAUACGUCGGGCAUCGACUGGCGGGAACCCAGUGUGUGGGUUUCAGCUCUACUCUUGCAGCUUCUGGACAAUUGUACCACUUUCGUGCUUGUAACGCAGAUCGUUUUACGUGUUCGUUCAAUGCAGCAGUUGUUCAGUGGCGUAGCCAGAACGAUAAUCGGGGGGGGGCAUAUUCAUAUAUUCGUGUUCUGCUUUAUUAAUUUUUUUUGAAAUCAACUGUUUUUAUGGUAUGUAAACACGAAUAUAUGAAUAUGCCCCCCCCCCCCAAUUAUCGUUCUGGCUAUGCCACUGCAGUUGCUGGGGGUAUGUUGUCAAUUAUUUUUCCCUUGCUUGUCAAUUAUUUUUCCCUUGAUACCCGAAAAGGUAUCGCCUUGUAUCGUUGAUCUCUUCGCCGUCAAAUGUGCUGCAAUAAAAAGCUGCAACAAACUGUUCCAAAAGAUCACUGUCUGCUUCACAUAUCUUACCUUCGGACGUUGCUACUCGUUCAAACACUGGAGUCAAGCUGGGUAUUUGUUUCCAUGUUUCGCUUAAUGAUUUCUUGCCUUUACCUUUGAACGCUGAUGUGGUAUCACAAAGAGGCUUGAGGUCCUAGUGAUGUGGUAAUUACGUGGAUUGGAAAGUACUUCAAAUGCUUCCCACUCCAAACUUGAGCCACAGUUCUUGGAGGCCGUGGAUCUUGUGGAAAGCUUUGAGUGCAACAACAACAACAUCACUGUCUACAGUCUUGACCAAAACGCGUGGAGAAAGUUUAGCAGCACGUUGUGCAUGGACAAACAUACGUUUAUCUGCGGCAUCAAUACUUCAAGAUCUACAUCCUGAUUCGCCACUACCCUGCCGUCUAGAGACCCCAUACACGUGUAUCAAUGCUUUCAAUCAGUACUUUAACGAAGAAGGGAAACAGUUCCGUUUUGUUUUCGUCGCAUCUAAGAAUCGUUGACUAAUUGUUUGCCAUACUCCCGUUGCUUUCACGAGCCUCCUAACACCAGAACCACGGUUUGACCGUGUACCAGACUUUAAACUGCCCUUAAAGUACCUAUCGAAAAACCAAGUUGAUUAGCUGACCUUAGAUGAUAUUUUAUUUUCGGUAGGAUGACAUUUGAGAAUAAGGUGAAAACAAAACGGAACUAUUUUUACUGGUUGAAAGCAUUGAUACACGUGGACUAUUCCUGGGGUCUCUAGAUAACAGAGUUGUGGCGAAUCAGGAUGUAGAUCUUGGAUUGUUGAUGCCAUGCAACAUCGAAGAAGCCGAUAAACGUAUAUGUCUCCAUGUCCAACAUGUCGCUGAACUCUGUCCACACGUUUUGGUCAAGACUGUAGACUGUGACGUUGUUAUUGUUGUUUUGCACUCGGAGCUUUCCACAGGAUCCACAGCCUCAAAAAACUAUAGCUUGAGUUUGGAGUAAGGAACGUUCCAAUCCGCAAAAUUGCAGCAUCCUUAGGACCUCAAACCUCCAUCGCUUAACCGCGUUCCUGUUUUUCUACGCAUUAAGUGGCUGAUACCACAUCAUCGUUGAAAGGUAAAGGCAAAAGGAGCAACGUCGGAAGAUAAUAUAUGUAAAGCAGACAGUGAUCUUUUGAAACAAUUUGUUGCAGCUCUUUAUUGCAGCACAUUUGAUGGCGACAAGGUCAACGAUGCAAGGCGAUACUUUUUCAUAAGCCGGGGAAAGACCAUUGACAAUAUUAUAUUCCCAACUGCCAACAACUGGUGCAUUGGACGAACACGUAAAAACGAUCUGCGUUACAAGCACGAAAGUGAUACAAUUGUUUAUGAAGCCGCAAGAGUAGCGGAACCCACAUAUUGGAACCCACAUAUUGGGGAUGAAUGA